AUCGUACUUGAAUUGGAAGCUCUCUGUGUAGUUUUCUAGUUUCGAAUUACAACAUAAAUUCAGAAAUGCCACAAGAUAUGAAUGUUUUACGUUGUUAUUCUUGCAAAAUGUAUCAAGUACAUAUAGUGAAAAAAGCACGCAAAUGGCAGUGCAAGUUGUGUAAUGCAAAGCAAUCCAUACAGAAGAUAUAUUUCCAAGGAUCUGGCAAAGAUUGUCGUCUUCAUGUUCAACAUUUGAAUUAUUUGAAGACAAAUGAUGUAUCAUUUUCCUUAUAUCAAGAGAACAGCAAUGAUGAUUAUAAUACUAUCAACACUGUUCAAGAAUUAGACAUUGAUAAACCUGUUGAAAGUGAGUGGACAAAAUAUCUAGACUCAAAGGAAGAAUGUCUAUCUAAUGCACAAAAUUCAUCUUCUGAUAGUAUUCAUGAGACUGAAGAUAUGAUAACAAAUGAAAAAUGUAAUGCUGUAAAUAAUAAUUUAUGUGAUUCUGAAGAUAUUGUAAAUGAUUUUGUAAGUGAAAAUAUUGCUGAUAAAAUGGAAAAGACUACAAGUUCUACAAGUUAUAAUUGUAGAAUUGAAGAUAAAUGCAAUUUACAAGAUAGAGAUAAAAACAAAGAUCAUAAUGAUUUUGUUAACAUUUUUGAAACUUAUAGUGAAUUAGAUGAUCCUAUCGAUAUUUAA
Atta colombica is the source of this 680-nucleotide messenger RNA. RefSeq names its product UPF0544 protein C5orf45 homolog. Bases 66 to 680 code for a protein of 204 amino acids. Gene Ontology annotation, molecular function: zinc ion binding; chromatin binding. The record is from RefSeq and is a predicted model, not a curated record. NCBI's taxonomy places the organism in Eukaryota, Metazoa, Arthropoda, Insecta, Hymenoptera, Formicidae. Gene Ontology annotation, cellular component: nucleus; COPII vesicle coat. The transcript is spliced from 3 exons. Gene Ontology annotation, biological process: mitotic G2 DNA damage checkpoint signaling; intracellular protein transport; endoplasmic reticulum to Golgi vesicle-mediated transport.